GAAAUAAAAAUGUAAAUGAUAUACGAACGAAGAAGAGAUUGAAUACAUCGUAAACGGUGAUCUCAUUCUCAUUAAGACACUGAUUGAUUCUUGUUGUUGACGCGUUACAUUCGAUAUGCUACAUAGCUUCUUCUUCUUCUUCUUCAUACGCAAUCGAAUUCUCACCUAAAUUGUUGUUGUUGGUAAUUUGGAUCUGAUCGGAUCCAGCUAUGUCCAAGUCUCUACCCUACUCCAGAAAAGACGUUGACUAUGAUAACGCCAAGUUUCGCCCUCGUUCUUUCUUCAAGGUUAUUACUCAGAGCUUCCUCACCAGUAACCGAAAGCGUGAUUGUAUUAGCUGCAGUACUGGGAAGUUUCUGUUCUUGAUAUUGAUCUUUGGUGUAACAUACCUUGUGUUGACUCAUACUCCAAGUCCAGGCCGUGUGGUUUCUCGAGAUCAAGUAUUUGGAAUUCAAAAUAAUGAAACAGAUAACAGCAGUAAUAGUGGUGCUGGAAGAUUAAAAAAAUUCUGGAGACGGGCGCCAAGACUUCCUCCUCAAUUACCACCUGAUACCAAAGUGAGUAAUAAUAACCAUGUACCUGCAACACUAGAUGACAAAUCGUUGUGGAUUACUAGGCAACAAAAAGUCAAGGAAGCUUUUACUCAUGCGUGGUCGGGCUACAAAAAAUAUGCCAUGGGUUAUGAUGAGCUUAUGCCAGUUAGCCAACAUGGAACUGACGGAUUGGGGGGAUUAGGUGCUACGGUAGUGGAUGCUCUCGAUACAGCUAUGAUAAUGGGUAUUGAUGAAGUUGUUGCCGAAGCAGGAUUGUGGGUUGAAGAACACCUUUCUGAGAGAAUUAGCAAAAAAGGUCAAGUAAAUUUAUUCGAAACUACAAUACGGGUUUUGGGAGGGCUUUUAAGUGCGUAUCAUCUAAGUGGCGGGGAACAAGGAACGAACGUAACUCAUGCAGGACCUAAACCGUCUGUUUAUCUAGAAACGGCUAAAAAUUUGGGCGACCGUCUUCUAUCUGCUUUCACAUCAAGUCCAACUCCUAUUCCAUUUAGUGACGUUGUUCUGCAUGACUCGUCAGCACAUAAUGCUCCCGGUGGACUGAGUAGCACGUCAGAAGUUUCCACAUUGCAGCUCGAGUUCAAUUAUCUCAGUGCUGUAUCUGGUGAUCAGAAAUAUGGUUUGGAGGCAAUGAAAGUCAUGGAACACAUAAAGACUCUUCCAAAGGUUGAAGGACUAGUCCCUAUCUACAUUAGCCCUGAUUCUGGUCAGUUUAGUGGAGAAAAUAUUAGACUGGGAUCUCGUGGUGACAGUUACUAUGAGUACUUACUUAAAGUAUGGCUUCAGAGUGGAACUAGUAGAGAUAGCAAUUCAUCAUAUUUAUAUGAGAUGUAUAAGGAAGCAAUGACCGGUGUUAGGCAUCUUCUUGUUAAGAAAACAGUUCCAAAUGGACUAGUUUUUGUUGGAGAAUUGCCUUCUGGAUCAAAUGGUGGUUUCAGCCCAAAAAUGGAUCAUCUGGUGUGUUUCUUAUCUGGAACUCUUGCACUUGGUGCCACUAAAGGCCUUACAAAGAAACAAGCUAUGGAAAACAACAUGCUUAACUUUGAAGACCUAGAAAAUUUGAAGCUUGCAGAAGAUUUGGCUAAAACAUGCUUUGAGAUGUACUCAGUGACUUCAACUGGCCUGGCUCCUGAAAUUGCUUACUUUCAUACUGAGGAAUUUUCUGAACAAGGUCAUGAUGGAGGAAAUAAGAGCUCAGAAUAUAUUAAUGACAUCAUAAUAAGACCUGCUGAUCGUCAUAAUCUCUUGAGACCUGAGACUGUGGAGUCGUUCUUUGUUUUGUACCGCAUUACAGAAGAUCUAAAAUAUCGUGAAUGGGGUUGGCAAAUCUUUGAAGCCUUUGAAAAGUACACAAAGAUUGAUACUGGUGGCUAUAGUUCUUUGGACGACGUAACCAUUAUUCCUCCUCCUAGAAGAGAUAAAAUGGAGACUUUCUUUCUAGGAGAAACACUUAAGUAUUUAUACUUGCUUUUUGGGGAUAGCUCCCAUAUUCCAUUGGACAAAUUUGUUUUCAACACAGAAGCGCAUCCUAUACCAAUCAAUUUGAAGAAAUGAGUUUUGUUCAUUAAAGGCAUUCAAUAGACGGUUUUUAGAAAUCCCCAUUGUGUUGGCACAGUGUGAGAUGCUUCUUUGAAGUUACUCUGACAUCUCUGAAUCUAAGCAAGAGAGCUGCUGGUUGUAGAGGAAUUAAUUAGCUUGGUUCUCGGGGAAAAUAGAAACUAUCCAAUAUUAUUUGAAACAUACAGUACAUCAGCAAAAUGCUGCAGGAGGCUGUCACUGAAUUAUAUGACUUUUUUUUUCUUGGAUUUACAACCAGGCUUCUUGGUGAGACUGUAAAUUUUGUUUCAACAAUCAUAAACCAAGAGCAGCUUUUGUAAUUAAACUCUAUGAUUUUUCAAUAUCUUGCUGGAUUCUUGGCAUUUUCAAAAGUUAUUAUACUAUUGUCAUCAAGUUCCUAAAUGUUCUACUUA
This is a messenger RNA of Medicago truncatula (barrel medic), 2521 nucleotides long. RefSeq names its product mannosyl-oligosaccharide 1,2-alpha-mannosidase MNS3. Lineage: Eukaryota; Viridiplantae; Streptophyta; Magnoliopsida; Fabales; Fabaceae. Gene Ontology annotation, cellular component: membrane; endoplasmic reticulum; endosome. The coding region runs from base 210 to 2105 and encodes 631 amino acids. Gene Ontology annotation, molecular function: calcium ion binding; mannosyl-oligosaccharide 1,2-alpha-mannosidase activity. The record is from RefSeq and is a predicted model, not a curated record. Gene Ontology annotation, biological process: carbohydrate metabolic process; mannose trimming involved in glycoprotein ERAD pathway. The transcript has 6 exons.